GCACGCAUCCGGCGGAAGUGUUCCUCUUGCCUGCGUCCUCCAGUCUCAGGCCCUCAGCCAACUCCACCCCCAGGUGGUUUGAACUUUGAGCCACUUGUAGUCCUGAUGAACAACUUAGCUUUUUUCAAAUUUAUAACCCUUGGAACUGCAAGAAUUGAAGGUUUACGCAAUUUGAAACUAGUCAGCACUGUACAGAAUUAAAAGUACUAAGAAGCAGAGAUUAAAAUGGCUUCCAGAGGAAAGACAGAGACAAGCAAAUUAAAGCAGAACUUAGAAGAACAGUUGGAUAGACUAAUGCAGCAAUUACAAGAUCUGGAGGAAUGCAGAGAGGAACUUGAUACAGAGGAAUAUGAAGAAACCAAAAAGGAAACGUUAGAACAGCUAAGUGAAUUUAAUGAUUCACUGAAGAAGAUUAUGUCUGGAAAUAUGACUUUGGUAGAUGAACUAAGUGGAAUGCAACUGGCUAUCCAGGCAGCUAUCAGCCAGGCCUUUAAAACUCCAGAGGUCAUCAGAUUGUUUGCAAAGAAACAACCAGGUCAGCUUCGGACAAGGUUGGCAGAGAUGGAUAGAGAUCUGAUGGUAGGAAAGCUGGAAAGAGACCUGUACACUCAGCAGAAAGUGGAAAUACUAACAGCUCUCAGGAAACUUGGAGAGAAGCUGACUGCAGAUGAUGAGGCCUUCUUGUCAGCAAAUGCAGGUGCUAUACUUAGCCAGUUUGAGAAAGUCUCUACAGAUCUUGGCUCUGGAGACAAAGUCCUUGCUUUGGCAAGUUUUGAGGUUGAAAAAACCAAAAAAUGACAUGAUGUGGAAUCUUGAGGACAUUGAUCACAUUCUUGGAAAUGACAUUUUUCUUCUGGGGAUUUUAAGUCAUUGCAAAGAAAUCAAAAGAUUCUCAAACUGCAUUAAUAACUUAAGAAAAGGUGACAUAAAAAUGUACAGGUGGCUUCUGUUGAUGCCCUUCAUCACUGUGCUUUGUUUAGAGCUACCUUUGUAAGUGAUCCUGGACUUGCUGGGACAGAGAGACUCACUGGAUCUUAUUCAUUAUAAUUUGUCUGUUUAAGAGAGAGAAAAGAAAAUGGAGUUUCUCUGCCUAUUUUUAUUAAGACUCCUUGUUUGUAAGUGCUGAGAGUGAAUGAAAAGAUGUGAACUAAUGAUUCUUUCCUGCUGACAACUUUACUCGUUAUAGUAAAUAGUGUAGCAACAUCAAUAGACCUCAUAUGUGUCAUAGAAUUUUAGAGUUCUAAGUGACCUUAGAAAUCAUUUUCAUUUUACAAACAAGGGAACUGAGGCUGAGAAGAACAAAUGACUUGCUUAAAGUCACAUUAGAGACAGAGCCAGGGAUAAGACUCAGUGUCCUGGCUCCCAGUUUAGUGUUCAUUGAGUUUUAUUUCUUUAUACUGUUUUAAAAAUAAUAAUAAUUAACACGUAUUUGUGCAAGUAUUUAUGAAAAUUUGAUGUCCCAACAAAAAGUUGAC
Molecule: messenger RNA, 1475 nt
Organism: Trichechus manatus latirostris (Florida manatee)
Lineage: Eukaryota; Metazoa; Chordata; Mammalia; Sirenia; Trichechidae
Gene: LZIC
Product: leucine zipper and CTNNBIP1 domain containing
Exons: 8
Coding region: 226-798 (190 amino acids)
Biological process (GO): negative regulation of Wnt signaling pathway
Cellular component (GO): nucleus; cytosol; beta-catenin destruction complex
Molecular function (GO): beta-catenin binding
Source: RefSeq, a predicted model, not a curated record